AUGGUCCCGGACCUGCUGCUGUGCUUGAGCUUUGGUUACGCAGCAGCCCUCGGACCCACCUGCCUCUCGGCUCAGUUUAGAAGGCCUGGUGAUUACAUCGUAGGGGGCUUGUUCCCCUUUGGGACGGACACCGUAAACCUGACGGCACGAUCGGAGCCCACCUUCCUUGUGUGUGAAAGGUUAUACGUGGAUGGGCUAAUAUGGGCUCUGGGGAUGAAGUUUGCUAUCGAUCAGAUCAACAACUCCACUUCACUGCUCCCGGGAGUAAAGCUGGGCUAUGACAUAUACGACACCUGCUUCGAGCCAGCCGUGGCCUUACAGCCCAGCUUGCUAUUUCUGACCCCAAACGGCACCAGGGACAUCGGCGUGCUGUGCAACUACACCGACUACCAGCCUCGCGUGACUGCUGUGAUCGGACCGCACAAUUCGGAUCUCUCCCUGGUGACAGCCAAACUAUUCACCUUCUUCUUGAUCCCACAGGUCAGCUACAGAGCCAGCACUGAGAAGCUCAGCAACACAGAGCUGUACCCAUCCUUCUACCGUACUGUUCCCAGCGACAAGAACUUGGUGGAAGCUGUGGCCCUGCUACUGAACCAGUUUGGAUGGAACUGGAUUGCCACCAUUGGAAGUGAUGAUGAAUACGGCCAAGGAGCCCAGGAGCUCUUUUCAAGCAUAGCUAGAAAUCACAGCAUCUGCAUUGCGUUCGAGAGGCUAAUUCCUACGGACCUUGCAGACCCCACAGCCAAAAUCCAACUGGAAGACGUCGUCAGAUCCAUUAACAAGACCGACGUCAAUGUCAUUGUUGUUUUUGCCUUUGUUCAGCCAGCCCAGGCCCUGAUGGAAUACAGCAUCACGAUGGGACUGAGCAAGAAAGUCUGGAUUGGCACUGAGGCCUGGAUAUUGUCCAACACACUUGCCUCCAUCCCAAAUAUUCAGAACAUCGGGACAGUCUUAGGCUUUAUUAUGAAAGUAGGCACAGUCCCUGGCUUCCAGAAAUACGUUGCUGACCUCUUCACCUCUGUCCAGCAGGAUAAAUUCUGCCAGGAGUCUAGAGAAUUCAACCACCUCAUGAACCCUGACAUUACGGACACACACUGCAAACACUGUGACCACCUCACGCUGCAGGACAUCUCGUCCACGCUCAGCCGUCCACAAAUACAACCCGUGUACCUCGCAGCCUACAGCGUGGCUUACGCACUGCACAGAGCGCUGGGCUGCACCCACCGAGCGUGUCCCAGAGCAUCCGUCAGACCUUGGCAGCUGCUGCACUUCAUGGAUACCCUCCCGUUCGAGCUGAACGGCCAAAGUUUCAGGUUUGAUCAAUCACAUGGCACAAACCCUGGCUACAAACUUAUAUUCUGGUCAUGGAAAAACAGCACCCUUACUUAUGUGCCUGUUGGCGACUAUGGAGAGUCCUUGUACGUCAAUAAGUCCCAGAUUCAGUUUCACACUGCAGAUCAAAAGCGGCCUACAUCCGAGUGCUUCGUUCGCUGUAAACCAGGACAAUUCAUACAAAUCAAAGGAUUCCAACUCUGCUGCUAUGACUGUACGGAUUGUCCAGAAAACUCCUUCCGGAACCCCGAAGACAGCUCCACCUGCACUCCCUGCCUGAAGCAUCAGUGGUCCCCUGUCCGGAGCACAGAAUGCUACGACCGCAGCGAGAGAUACCUCUUCUGGAAUGAGCCGGUCACCAUUGUCUUGCUAAUGUUGAUGGCCAUCACCAUAUCCCUGACUUGUUUGACAGCAGUGCUCUUCCUAAAGAGCCUGGAGACUCCCCUCGUGCAGGCUUCCGGAGGCAAACUGAACCUCUUUGCCUUGUUGACACUCCUGCUGCUGUGUCUCAGCUGCUGUCUCUAUAUAGGGAAGCCCAGUAACAACCUUUGUGUAAUCCAGCAGAUAGUCUACGCCCUGUGCCUCAACGGUUGCUUCUCUACCUUCUUCGUCAAGUCCCUCGAGAUCGCCCUGGUGACAGAGUUCCCCCACUGUGCCCCCACCUGCUUGCCCUGGGUGACCCAGAGGAGGGCCUGGCUCCUUGUUGCCUUGUGCCUCCUCACCGAGUGCUUCCUCUGUCUCUGCUAUCUGCACUUGGGCCCUGACUACCUGCUGCUUGACUACAAGUCACUGCCCACUGCCGUUCUGCUUGUGUGCAACACAAAGUCCUGGGUUGCCUUUGCCCUGAUUCACGGCUACAACGGCUGCUUAGCCUUCAUCUGCCUCCUGUGCACGUUCAUGGUACAGACUUCUGGUAAGAAGUACAACGUGGCCAGGGGGAUCACAUUUGCCGUCCUAACCUAUUUCAUCACCUGGAUCUUCUUCAUUGCGAUGUUUGGCACGCUGACGACAGUCUUCAGGUCUGCUACUCAGAUUGGUACCAUUCUGACAACCUGUCUGUGUAUCUUGGGGACCUACUAUAGCCCUAAAUGCUACAUCAUUUUACUUAGACCUGAUCUGAACACAGUGGAUUAUUUCCAGCAUUCCACUACAGAGGAGCCAGAGGAGGCCUCUCCACAAACAGACAAUAAACCGGAUCCGUUGUCACCUGUGCCUCAAUAG
Opisthocomus hoazin is the source of this 2553-nucleotide messenger RNA. It is a transcript of the gene TAS1R3, whose product is annotated as taste 1 receptor member 3. Lineage: Eukaryota; Metazoa; Chordata; Aves; Opisthocomiformes; Opisthocomidae. Gene Ontology annotation, cellular component: plasma membrane. The record is from RefSeq and is a predicted model, not a curated record. Gene Ontology annotation, molecular function: sweet taste receptor activity; G protein-coupled receptor activity. Gene Ontology annotation, biological process: G protein-coupled receptor signaling pathway; sensory perception of sweet taste; sensory perception of umami taste.